Molecule: messenger RNA, 2459 nt
Organism: Myotis davidii
Lineage: Eukaryota; Metazoa; Chordata; Mammalia; Chiroptera; Vespertilionidae
Gene: PPARG
Product: peroxisome proliferator activated receptor gamma
Exons: 6
Coding region: 101-1387 (428 amino acids)
Biological process (GO): positive regulation of transcription by RNA polymerase II; hormone-mediated signaling pathway; cell differentiation
Cellular component (GO): nucleus
Molecular function (GO): RNA polymerase II cis-regulatory region sequence-specific DNA binding; nuclear receptor activity; zinc ion binding
Source: RefSeq, a predicted model, not a curated record
GUUCUACUACCACAAGUCUUUUUCUUUUAACGGAUUGGUCUUUUGCAAGAAAUAGACAAAAUAUCAGUGUGAAUUACACCAAUUCCUAUUCCAUGCUGUUAUGGGUGAAACUCUGGGAGAUUCUCUUAUUGACCCAGAAAGUGAUUCCUUCGCUGAUACACUGUCUGCAAGCACUUCACAAGAAAUUACCAUGGUUGACACAGAGAUGCCAUUUUGGCCCACCAACUUUGGAAUCAGCUCCGUGGAUCUUUCCGUAAUGGAUGACCACCCCCAUGCCUUUGACAUCAAGCCCUUCACCACUGUUGAUUUCUCCAGUAUUUCCACUCCACACUAUGAAGACAUUCCAUUCGCAAGAGCUGACCCAAUGGUUGCUGAUUAUAAGUAUGACCUGAAGCUCCAAGAUUACCAAAAUGCAAUCAAAGUGGAGCCUGCAUCCCCGCCUUAUUAUUCUGAAAAGGCUCAACUAUACAAUAAGCCUCAUGAAGAGCCUUCCAACUCCCUCAUGGCAAUUGAAUGCCGUGUGUGUGGAGACAAAGCUUCCGGGUUUCACUAUGGAGUUCAUGCUUGUGAGGGAUGCAAGGGUUUUUUCCGAAGAACCAUCAGAUUGAAGCUUAUUUAUGAUAGGUGUGAUCUUAACUGUCGGAUCCACAAAAAAAGUAGAAAUAAAUGUCAGUACUGUCGGUUUCAGAAAUGCCUUGCAGUGGGGAUGUCUCAUAAUGCCAUCAGGUUUGGGCGGAUGCCACAGGCCGAGAAGGAGAAGCUGUUGGCGGAGAUCUCCAGUGAUAUCGACCAGCUGAACCCAGAGUCUGCUGACCUCCGGGCCCUGGCAAAACAUUUGUAUGACUCAUACAUAAAGUCCUUCCCGCUGACCAAAGCAAAGGCGAGGGCCAUCUUGACAGGAAAGACAACAGAUAAAUCACCAUUUGUUAUCUAUGACAUGAAUUCCUUGAUGAUGGGAGAAGAUAAAAUUAAGUUCAAACACAUCACCCCCUUGCAGGAGCAGAGCAAAGAGGUGGCCAUCCGCAUAUUUCAGGGCUGUCAGUUCCGCUCCGUGGAAGCUGUGCAAGAGAUCACAGAAUAUGCCAAAAGUAUUCCUGGUUUUGUAAACCUUGACUUGAAUGACCAAGUAACUCUCCUAAAAUAUGGCGUCCACGAGAUCAUUUACACAAUGCUGGCUUCCUUGAUGAAUAAAGAUGGGGUUCUCAUAUCGGAGGGCCAAGGAUUCAUGACAAGGGAGUUUCUAAAGAGCUUGAGAAAGCCCUUUGGUGACUUUAUGGAGCCCAAGUUUGAGUUUGCUGUGAAGUUCAAUGCACUGGAAUUAGAUGACAGCGAUUUGGCAAUAUUUAUAGCCGUCAUUAUUCUCAGUGGAGGUAAGAUUCAUCUUUGAUCUUCCAUAAAGUGGGUGGGAUGGUGGUGGAAUGGCUGAAUUUUUUUUUUUUUUACUUUUACUUUCCUAGUGCUAGUGAAUGUUCCUUUUCUCUCUGUACUCACUGCACUUUUCAUACAGAAAAUGCCAAUGGCAUAAUGCCAUGAAAGUGUCACCACACAUGUAAAAUACCAAGAAAGGAUAUCAUAGAUUUGCUGUUUGAAGGCUUAGGCUAACCCAGGCUCUUUUCUUUUAAUCCUCAUAUAAUUUUUUCCUAAUCAAAUUCAAGCAUGGAAGACAAAUGCCCUCUUCUCCUUUUCCUUUCUCCUUGUUUUCUUUUUUUCCUUUCCUUUCCAGAAGGCCAAUCUAAUAUUUAUGUCACUUAAGUAAUGACAUGUAUAACUGCUUGAGAUGAUGCUCACUUGGCAUAGAGGAAGUGCCAUUAAGUGUUUUUGGUCAAAUGAUGCUCCUGCUCCACCAUCAGUAAGAUAUUUCUUUGAAUUGCUUUUCCAAUAUCAGGAAUCAAGCAUAUAUACUAUCUACUGACCUCUACCUACUCUCUCAUGUAGAUUCCUUUGAUUGCUUCCCUUAAAAUACCUUUGUGAGGGGGUUGGCUGUGGUUAAGAAUGCAAUCUGAACCAAAGAACACAGAGCAGAGAAAUGAAUUGAGUUAUUUAGCAAUUCAUUGUAUUUUUGGCCUUGCAAGUACAUGAUCUAACUGACCAACUCCAAAAGCCAAGUUUUAUACUAAAUGCUACUUUUAUUGGCCUCUCACAUGUUUCCAACUUGAAUAGAAGAAAGUUUUACUGUCAUCUUGCUCUAUAAAAGUUGUUUUUAAUGACGAGUUUUCAUUACUGAAAUGGAGUUCAGAUGAGCUUUUUAUGUGUCCUUACAGAAUAUCCUCUGAAAACUGGGGUGGCAUGGUGGAAGGGUGAUAUAGGUAUAGAUUUAGAUAUAGAUAGAUAUAGACAUAGAUAUAGAUAUAGAUAUAGAUAUAGAUAAGCUGUGUGUAACUGUACAGGAUAUUAUAAAGAGCAUUAUCCAUUCUAUUGUCCUUUGUUGUCCAAUUACUUGAGAGUUGAAUGCUUCUGAA